UCCAUCGUGUCUGAAGCCUCAUUCAUUUUACACAGUGUACAGUCAUCUCCAAGCUACUUUGUUGUUUCAUUUUCCAUCUUGUUUUCCAUCUUGUUUUCUAUCAGUAUCCUGCAGAGUGUAAUGGCCAUCCUGAUAUUAAUUAGUAUUUUACUGUUGUCUGCACCAGCUGCAUCUGAGAAUGAAGUCACUGGGAUUAUAGGAGAGUCUGUUCUCCUGUCCUGUGACCUGAAAUCAUCCACGGCCAUCGACACAGCAAGACUCCGGUUCCAUUGGCAAGACGAGUCCGAAAGAGUGUUGUACUCGUUCAACAAAGGAGAAGAGAAUCAACAUCAGGAUAGCUUUUACACAAACAGAACUAAAGCCUUUGUGUCUGAGAUGAGUUCUGGGAAUAUCUCUAUCAAACUCAGCCAAGUAACACUUGAAGACAAGCGGAAUGUCUACAGUGCUUUCGCUACACUGUUUGGCGAGAAUGAUAAGCAUAUCCACACGUGUCACACUACCCUACUUGUGGCAGCACGGUUCCCGACACCCAGUGUGACUGUGAACAAGACAAAUAUGAAUGCCACGUGUUCAACCCAGGGGGGAUACCCACAACCAGUGGUCUCAUGGACCAUCCAGGACCAUGGGAACCGCACUCUGGACCCGUGGGAAGUACAGACCAAUAUUACUCUGGAUUCUGAAAGUGGACUGUACAGCGUCUGGAGUCAAGUGAAUAUAACAGAAAAUCAGACGGUGACCUGCCAUAUCUUCAACCCCGUUCUGAGAGAGACUGUGAGCAACACAACCAUCGUCAGCCCCAGCAUUAACACUGACCCUGCAGGUGAUGUUCAGGAAGGCUUUACUCCCAUCAUUAUCACAAUAGUACUGAUCAUUACAGUAUUGAUUCUGUUUUCCAUCGGGGGUUAUUUUGUGUACAAAAAACGUGUGACCAGUAUGUGCUGGCCCUAUAUCAGGUUGUGGAGCCAGAGAUGGGGCCACAGGAGCCAGAGAUGGGGCCACAGGAGCCAGAGGUGGGCCAACAGGAGCCGAGAUGGUGCUACAGGAGCCAGAGAUGGUGCUACAGGAGCCAGAGAUGGGGCCACAGGAGCCAGAGAUGGUGCUACAGGAGCCAGAGGUGGUGCUACAGGAGCCAGAGGUGGUGCUACAGUAGCCAGAGAUGGGGCUACAGGAGGCAGAUGUGGGCCAACAGGAGCCGAGAUGGUGCUACAGGAGCCAGAGAUGGUGCUACAGGAGCCAGAGGUGGUGCUACAGGAGCCAGAGGUGGGGCUACAGGAGCCAGAGGUGGGGCUACAGGAGCCAGAGAUGGGGCCACAGGAGCCAGAGGUGGUGCUACAGGAGCCAGAGGUGGUGCUACAGGAGCCAGAGGUGGUGCUACAGGAGCCAGAGGUGGUGCUUACAGGAGCCAGAGGUGGUACUACAGGAGCCAGAGAUGGGGCCACAGGAGCAAAAGGUGGUGCUACAGGAGCCAGAGGUGGUGCUACAGGAGCCAGAGGUGGUGCUACAGGAGCCAGAGGUGGUGCUACAGGAGCCAGAGAUGGUGCUACAGGAGCCAGAGAUGGUGCUACAGGAGCCAGAGGUGGUGCUACAGGAGCCAGAGGUGGGGCUACAGGAGCCAGAGGUGGGGCUACAGGAGCCAGAGAUGGGGCCACAGGAGCCAGAGGUGGUGCUACAGGAGCCAGAGGUGGUGCUACAGGAGCCAGAGGUGGUGCUACAGGAGCCAGAGGUGGUGCUACAGGAGCCAGAGAUGGGGCCACAGGAGCAAAAGGUGGUGCUACAGGAGCCAGAGGUGGUGCUACAGGAGCCAGAGGUGGUGCUACAGGAGCCAGAGGUGGUGCUACAGGAGCCAGAGGUGGUGCUACAGGAGCCAGAGGUGGUGCUACAGGAGCCAGAGGUGGUGCUACAGGAGACAGAGGUGGCGCCACAGUUACCAAUGCUAAUGUCUACAGUAGAAUAAUGGAUGCCGGUGGGCGGAGUUGGGAGGGUCGUCAGCUACAUGGGAAACACCUGGGCCAGGUGUCUCCCAGGAUAAAUAGACCUCUUCCACAUUCAUGGAAGAGACUCUCUCCAUGCAGACACCUUUUGUAGAUUGUGUUGUGGUUCUUGGUGGCCUUUUGUUUGUUUGCUUUGGUACCUUUCAUCACCCUGCAUUAUCACAUUCAUGCAUGCAAAACACUCACUUACACUAUUGAUUACUGAUUACACACACCAUUGUAUAUUAUACUUAGUUGCUUUAGUUAAUAAAUAUAUAUUUUGCUACUCCUUA
This is a messenger RNA of Oncorhynchus nerka (sockeye salmon), 2263 nucleotides long. RefSeq lists its product as uncharacterized. The transcript has 7 exons. Lineage: Eukaryota; Metazoa; Chordata; Actinopteri; Salmoniformes; Salmonidae. The record is from RefSeq and is a predicted model, not a curated record. Gene Ontology annotation, molecular function: signaling receptor binding. Gene Ontology annotation, cellular component: external side of plasma membrane. Bases 121 to 2085 code for a protein of 654 amino acids. Gene Ontology annotation, biological process: T cell receptor signaling pathway; regulation of cytokine production.